This is a messenger RNA of Salarias fasciatus (jewelled blenny), 1010 nucleotides long. RefSeq names its product general transcription factor IIIA, b (gene gtf3ab). Lineage: Eukaryota; Metazoa; Chordata; Actinopteri; Blenniiformes; Blenniidae. The record is from RefSeq and is a predicted model, not a curated record. The transcript is spliced from 9 exons. Gene Ontology annotation, cellular component: nucleus. Bases 60 to 1010 code for a protein of 316 amino acids.
GGUCACUUAGUGCCCCGCCGCUUACCACAAAGCAGGAUUCCUGAGAUCUUUAGCCACCAAUGGGGGAGAGGCUGCACAGUCAGAAGAGCUUUGCUUGCUCUUUUGACGAGUGUAAAGCUGUGUUCAGCAAAUCAUGGAAACUAGAGGCUCACCUUUGUAAACACACCGGAUUGAAACCGUUCUCAUGUGAGAACUGCGACAGGAGCUUCUCCACUCGCCCUCAGCUCUCCAGGCAUGAGCUCAGCCACAGUGGGGAGAAACCACACAAGUGCCUGGCUGACGGAUGCUCCGAGGCGUUUGCCACAAACGCCAGCAUGAAGAACCACGUGGCUCGAGUCCACCAGCACCAGGAGAAGCGCCAUCAGUGUGACGUUCAGGGCUGCACGAAGGAUUUCCACAAGAGGAACCAAAUGAAAGCUCACAAGUGUGAUCAGCACCAGCAGCCUCCGCCUUUUCACUGUACUUUCAGUGGCUGUACCAGAGAGUUCCCCUCGCAUGGAAGACUUCAACACCAUAAGAAGAUGCAUGAAGGCUACCCCUGUGAGACGGAUGCAUGUUCUUUCAAGGGGAACACAUGGACUGAAUAUCUGAAGCACAGAAAACUACAUCUAGUCAAGGUGUCGUGUGGGAAGUGCACCAAGCUGUUCAACAACUCGUGGUUUUUACGCCAACAUGAGCUGCGCGUCCACUCCGGGCAGCCCAAGAGGAUGUUCGCUUGCCCCAGAGACGGCUGCAGCAAAAUGUUCUCUCGCCGCUUCAACAUGGAAAGUCACGUCCUCGGAGACCACGAGGGGAAGAAGCCCUUCAGCUGUGCCUUUCCUGGCUGUGAGAAGAGCUUCGCCAUGAAGGAAAGCCUGUGGCGGCAUGGAGUGGUGCACGACCCAGCGAAGAGGAAACUGAAGGUGCUGCAUCCGAAAAAGAACCGGCCUCAGCAGGUCAGACCGGCAGCUGCAACCAAUCAAGAGGAAACCAACAAGCUUGUUAAAAAGCUGCACACGAUGGCUUUGUGA